AUGGUUGCAGCAGGUGCAGGGUCCGGAGAACGACUAUGUGGUGGAGAUGGUGGAAUGAUGGAUGGCUUUUCAACUGAUCAAAUGUAUCCAAGAGAAGAUUUUAUUCCAUCAAGCCAUUCCACUGGAGGAACACAAAUAUCAGGAGGUUUUGGUGGAUGCCAUAACAAUUACCAAGCCUGCGGAUCAUCUGGGAGGUUUGGUGUUGGAGGAUCUGGAAAUAAUGCUCAUGAUAAUGGACCAAGUGGCGGUGGAGGGUAUUAUGGUGGUGGUGGUAUUGCGUAUGCUGGAAGUGCAAGUGGAGGAUCAAGUUUUGUGAGCGGAUAUAAUGAAUGUGAUGCAAUUUUCGAAAAUUCUACAGAAAGUCAUAUAUAUCACAGCGGAAAUCCUUUCCAUUACUCAGGUAAGUACUUCACCGAUGGCAUUAUGAUUGAUGGUCAACACGAGAUGCCAACAACAGACAUGACGUCAACCGAGCUUGGACACGACGGCAAUGGUUAUGCCAUCAUCACAUAUAUUUCAUCUAAUGUUAUUUGUUCAUGUCAAAUGAACAUUUAUCUCAUGAAAUACUUUUUAAUUUCAAACUAUUUCAUUAUUUUAUCAUAA
Trichomonas vaginalis G3 is the source of this 603-nucleotide messenger RNA. RefSeq names its product glycine-rich protein family. The coding region runs from base 1 to 603 and encodes 200 amino acids. The transcript has a single exon. The record is from RefSeq and is a predicted model, not a curated record. NCBI's taxonomy places the organism in Eukaryota, Parabasalia, Trichomonadida, Trichomonadidae.